AGAAUACACUUAGGGCACUCACACCCUAGCUUGGGUGCCCCCCCCCCCACCACCGUGCCCUCCCUUUUGUGUUGGCCGAGACAGAUUUCAUCAGGAACCUUAGAGUCUUGUCUUUCGGUGCCUCUACCUCUGCCAUCUACCUUACACUUCUCUUUCCCUACUUCUCUCUUCUAACCCCACCAGAGAAGCCCUCCUUUCAGUCCACCUCCAUCCCUCUGGCUACAGUGACUUAAGCCCCUUCCUCUUCUGUCUCAUCCUAUCCCAUCACCCCGUCGGAGGACUAGACUCUAGUUCGGACGGGCGGGAUUAAGGAGUUUGGGGGAGACGAGAGACGCUUGGAGAUCCCCCUAGGUCAGCGGAACGCAGGGCCGGGCUCCAGGGAACUACAGCUCCCAGCAUGCCCCGGGGCCCGCAACCGCCGCCACCCGGUGCACUCUGGACGAUGAGUCAGGGCUAGGAGGUCCAGGACUUGGGCGUACAGGACGCCAGAGCUGGGUCAGCGCUCCGUCCAGCGACGCCCGGAGAGACUCGGAGAUGCAGGCGGCUCGGAUAGCCCCGAGCUUGGGGCGGCAGCUGCUGAGGCUCGGGGGCGGAAGCUCGCGACCCACGGCGCUCCUGGGGCAGCCCCGGCCCGGCCCUGCCCGGCGGCCCUAUGCCGGAGGUGCCGCUCAGCUGGCUCUGGACAAGUCAGAUUCCCACCUCUCUGACGCUCUGAAGAAGGAAAAACCGGCCAAAGCGGAAUCUAAGUCCUUUGCUGUGGCGAUGUUCAAAGGCCAGCUCACCACAGAUCAGGUGUUCCCAUACCCGUCCGUGCUCAACCAAGAGCAGACAGAGUUUCUUAAAGAGCUGGUGGAGCCCGUGUCCCGUUUCUUCAAGGAAGUGAACGAUCCUGCCAAGAAUGACACUCUGGAGAUGGUGGAGGAGACCACUUUGCAGGGCCUCAAGGAGCUGGGGGCCUUCGGUCUGCAAGUGCCCAGUGAGCUGGGUGGUGUGGGCCUUUGCAACACCCAGUACGCCCGUUUGGUGGAGAUCGUGGGCAUGCAUGACCUUGCCGUGGGCAUUACCCUGGGGGCCCAUCAGAGCAUCGGUUUCAAAGGCAUCCUACUCUUUGGAACGAAGGCCCAGAAAGAAAAAUACCUCCCCAAACUGGCAUCUGGGGAGACUUUGGCCGCUUUCUGUCUAACCGAGCCCUCAAGCGGGUCAGAUGCAGCCUCCAUCCGAACCUCUGCUGUGCCCAGCCCCUGUGGAAAAUACUAUACCCUCAAUGGAAGCAAGCUUUGGAUCAGUAAUGGGGGCCUGGCAGACAUCUUCACAGUCUUUGCCAAGACACCAGUUACAGAUCCAGCCACGGGGGCCGUGAAGGAGAAGAUCACAGCUUUUGUGGUGGAGAGGGGCUUCGGGGGUGUUACCCACGGGCCCCCGGAGAAGAAGAUGGGCAUCAAGGCUUCAAACACAGCAGAGGUGUUUUUUGAUGGAGUACGGGUGCCAUCGGAGAAUGUGCUGGGUGAGGUUGGGAGUGGCUUCAAGGUCGCCAUGCACAUCCUCAACAAUGGAAGGUUUGGCAUGGCUGCGGCCCUGGCAGGUACCAUGAGAGGCAUCAUUACUAAGGCGGUAGAUUAUGCCACUAAUCGUAUCCAGUUUGGGGAGAAAAUUCACAACUUUGGGCUGAUCCAGGAGAAGCUGGCCCGGAUGGUUAUGCUGCAGUAUGUAACUGAGUCCAUGGCUUACAUGGUGAGUGCUAACAUGGACCAGGGAUCAACGGACUUCCAGAUAGAGGCCGCCAUCAGCAAAAUCUUUGGCUCGGAGGCAGCCUGGAAGGUGACAGAUGAAUGCAUCCAAAUCAUGGGGGGUAUGGGCUUCAUGAAGGAACCUGGAGUAGAGCGUGUGCUCCGAGAUCUUCGCAUCUUCCGGAUCUUUGAGGGGACAAAUGACAUCCUUCGGCUGUUUGUGGCUCUGCAGGGCUGUAUGGACAAAGGAAAGGAGCUCUCUGGGCUUGGCAGUGCUCUAAAGAAUCCCUUUGGGAAUGCUGGCCUCCUGCUGGGAGAGGCAGGCAAACAGCUAAGGCGGCGGGCAGGGCUGGGCAGCGGCCUGAGUCUCAGUGGAAUUGUCCACCCGGAGUUGAAUCGGAGCGGUGAGCUGGCAGUACAGGCUCUGGAGCAGUUUGCCACUGUGGUGGAGGCCAAGUUGAUAAAACACAAGAAGGGGAUUGUCAAUGAGCAGUUUCUGCUGCAGCGGCUGGCAGACGGGGCCAUCGACCUCUAUGCCAUGGUGGUGGUUCUCUCGAGGGCUUCAAGAUCCCUGAGUGAGGGCCACCACACGGCCCAGCAUGAGAAAAUGCUCUGUGACACCUGGUGUAUCGAGGCUGCAGCCCGGAUCCGAGAGGGCAUGGCCGCCCUGCAGUCUGACCCCCGGCAGCAUGAGCUCUACCGCAACUUCAAAAGCAUCUCCAAGGCCUUGGUGGAGCGGGGUGGUGUGGUCACCAGCAACCCACUUGGCUUCUGAAUACUCCUGGCCAGGGCCUGGCCCGGUUAUGUGCCUUCCCUCAAGCCAAAGCCCCUCUCCUUAGGGCCCUGGUUUGUCCCGGAGGGGGCCUAGUAUUCCCACGACUGUGCCUGCUCUCAAGAGCACUUACUGCCUCGCAAAUAAUAAAAAUUUCUAACCAGUCA
This is a messenger RNA of Mandrillus leucophaeus (drill), 2666 nucleotides long. RefSeq names its product acyl-CoA dehydrogenase, very long chain (gene ACADVL). The transcript has 20 exons. The record is from RefSeq and is a predicted model, not a curated record. Lineage: Eukaryota; Metazoa; Chordata; Mammalia; Primates; Cercopithecidae. Gene Ontology annotation, molecular function: fatty-acyl-CoA binding; flavin adenine dinucleotide binding; very-long-chain fatty acyl-CoA dehydrogenase activity. Bases 535 to 2502 code for a protein of 655 amino acids.